AUGAGUAAAGAAAGUGAAUUAGAAGAUAAGCAAUGCAAUUUUGAUGAUCCAAAUACAGGAAUAAUUUUUUUUUCUUUGAAAAAUAUGUCUAAAGUUUCAAAAAUGUCAUCAAAAUUGGAAGGACUAUCAAUAGAUGAAUGCAAAGAGUAUUGUGUUAAUGUUAAUAAUUUUAAUGAAACUUCUGCAUUUUGUGGUAGUUUUACAUAUAAUGAAUUAGAAAAAACAUGUAAUAUUAUAUAUGAUAAUGGUUAUAAAACAGAAAAUGAUAAUUUUGUAAUUAUUGAAAAUGAAACAUUUUAUGAAAAAUCAUGUAUAAAUGGUUUACCAAAAAAAUGUAAAUAUGAAACUAUAAAAUUAUUUACAAAUAGAAUAUUAUCAGGAUAUGCUGAAAAUUUGACAGUUGCCGGAAGUAUAGAAUUUUGUUUUGAGGAAUGUUUAAAAAAUAAUGCUUAUUGUAAAUCUUUUCUUUAUUUUCCAAAAGAAAAAGAAUGUAUUCUUAAUUCAGAAAAUAAUAUUAAUAAGCCUGAAGCAUUUUAUGAAGAAAAUAAUGAAGAUGUAUUAUAUGGAAAUAAUGAAUGUUAUGAAAAGGUUAAAAAAAUUACUUCCGAUAAUGUACUUUCUGACAAUAGUUUUAAAAUUGAGGAAGUAAAUAUAGUAAAGGAAAAAAUUUAUACAGAUAAAUUACCAUUGAAAAAUACAACAACAUUAAGUAGUAUUAUUCAAAGUACCGAAAAGGAACAGGGAACUUAUAAAGCAGAAAUAAUUAAUAUUUAUAAAGAUAAAUUAAAUGAAAAUAAUAGUAAUGAUGAUAUACAAUUAUCUAUUUCAACAACUACAUCAACAAUAAAUGAAAAAAAUGUUAAAAAAAUUAAUUUUUAUCCAAUACCAUCUCAAAAAAAGAAAGAUACCUAUUUUAGUGAAUGGGAAUUGUGGCCAACUUGUAUAAGUGUUGGUGAAAAAUUGAUAAGAAAAAGAAAAUGUAUUAAUCUUAAAAAAUGUAUAGGCCCAUUAACACAAAUGAAAAUUUGUAAACCAGAAGAUGUUGAAAAUUAUAUACCACCAAAAGAAGUAGUUGAUGAAAUGUCUGGUCCGAUAGGUCCUAUGAGAACAAUUAUUCCUGUUUCAAUGUAUGGUUCGAGAGAAUUAAUAAAUGGUGUUGGUUCACCACCAUCAAUUUAUCCAAAUGCUUUACCUGUUGGACAGAGAGAUAUCCUUCCAGAUGGAGCACCAUCACAUCCAGAUAUAAUAUGGAGUCCAUGGUCUGAUAAUUGUCAAAAAUUUGCUACCCAACAAUUAUGUGAAAAUGGUUUAGAAGUAGGAUUUGUUAGUCGUGAAUGUUUAGCUAAAAAUCCCAAAGAUUGUAAAGGACCAUUUUUUAGAUAUUGUACAUUAUCAUGUUAA
This is a messenger RNA of Strongyloides ratti, 1401 nucleotides long. RefSeq names its product PAN-1 domain and Apple-like domain-containing protein. The transcript has 2 exons. Bases 1 to 1401 code for a protein of 466 amino acids. The record is from RefSeq and is a predicted model, not a curated record. NCBI's taxonomy places the organism in Eukaryota, Metazoa, Nematoda, Chromadorea, Rhabditida, Strongyloididae.